AUGCAAGAGACAGAAGAUAAAGGAAAACAUGACGGUGCAACCAAAACUGAAAAUAAGGAAAUUACUGAGAAGGAGAAAGAAGAUAAAAAUGAGAAGGAAGAUAAAGAUAAAAAGAAGAAAGACAAGGAUGAAAAAACCAAGGAAAAGGAUGGAAAAGAUAAGACGAAGAAGAACAAGAAGGAUAAAAAAGAAAAGAAUCCCGAUGAUAAUAAGGACUUAGAAAAAUUCAAGCUUAAGGUGGAGAAAAUUGAUGCCAAGAUGCAGGAUCUAGAAGACAAGAGGGAGGUAAUUCUCAAGUUGCUUAAUGAAGCUGGGCAAAUUGCAGCGAAUGCAAGUGCUGCUCGCCUUCCAUUCGAUCCACUAUCGAGCCACUUGAUGAAAAAAAAGAAAAAAGUCAAGUGA
Molecule: messenger RNA, 402 nt
Organism: Nicotiana tabacum (common tobacco)
Lineage: Eukaryota; Viridiplantae; Streptophyta; Magnoliopsida; Solanales; Solanaceae
Source: RefSeq, a predicted model, not a curated record